AAAUUAGUUGUUGUUGGUGAUGGUGGUUGUGGUAAGACAUGUUUAUUAAUUUCAUAUUCUCAAGGUGAAUUUCCAACUGUUUAUGUUCCAACCAUUUUUGAAAACUAUGUGACCAAUGUUAAAGGUCCAAAAAAUAAGAUCAUAGAACUAGCCUUAUGGGAUACUGCUGGUCAAGAAGAAUAUGAUAGAUUACGCCCAUUGUCCUAUCCUGAUGUCAACAUUUUACUAGUGUGUUAUGCCAUCAAUAGUAUUACUAGUUUACAUAAUGUUAGGGAAACAUGGACACCUGAAGUUAAGCACUUUUGUCCUGGUAUACCCAUAAUAUUGGUUGGUACAAAGAUGGACUUAAGCUCCACGAGUGAUUCUAUUGUGGAUUUCCACGAAGCUGAAAGACUUGCACAAGAAAUUGGUGCUGUUGAACAUAUUAGAUGCUCAGCCAAGACAACAGAGAAUAUAAAUCACGUUUUCAAUGUUGCCAUCACAAGUGCAUUG
Molecule: messenger RNA, 492 nt
Organism: Hansenula anomala
Lineage: Eukaryota; Fungi; Ascomycota; Saccharomycetes; Phaffomycetales; Wickerhamomycetaceae
Exons: 1
Biological process (GO): small GTPase-mediated signal transduction
Molecular function (GO): GTPase activity; GTP binding
Source: RefSeq, a predicted model, not a curated record